AUGUCCUCGCGCGUCUCUACGAGCUCCCCGUCUCGACCACCGCCCGUCCAGACUCAGCACCACCGUUCGCAGCAGCCGACCCGCAUGAGGCACGCACACCACACCCCUGGCAUCAUCACCCUCCCGCAGGCCAAGCUCGGCGAGUCGGGGCCGUCCUCAGCCUCGUCCGCCUCGCCCUCUCGCCACUCGUCCCCGCGCUCGACCCCUCCCUCGUCAGUCGACAAGCCCGUUCCGACAGUCGAGCAGGGCGAAGGGAAGAGGCGUAGGAGGACCAAGGCGAACCGCGCAGAGACCCCGUUGAAGGCGGAGGCUGUCUUCGCCGAGACGCUGGCGGACGCUCCCGAACAGGCUGUCAGCGCGAGUGACAACUCGGACAAUGCUGGAGCUGCCGCAGCUGCCACGCCGUCCAAGUCUGCACGCCGCCGCAGGGGUCGCGCGAACCGCCAGCCGAGUCCUCCCUUGCCGCCCGACGCCUCUGCUUCCUCGGGUCUCGACCAACCUGCUCCCGCCUUCGCCUCGACGACCCCUCCCCGUUCCGACUUUGCCGCCCUCGCAGGACACUCGCGGUCUGUCCCUCCCGACCCUCUUUCGGUCCGCCAGCACCAGUACUCGCUCGCGGAUGCGUGGGACAUGCCAGCCGUCCCUCAACAGUCGUCCGACAAGCCGAAGGAGAGCUUGUCAUGGCAGCAGGAGCUCCUUCGCAGCGGUUCGCUCAACAGUCACUCGCGCAACGGCAGUAACAGCAAAGCCGGCGACUCGCCCGCCGCCCGCACGCGCUCGCGCACCGCCAAGUCCACCGCGAACCCUCAGCCCGCUUCGAACACCAACAAGUCUCGCCCGCCGCUCACCACGUCCGUCUCCGACUAUGGUACCUCGACGAACCCCACGCUCAACUGGCAGCAAGAGAUGCUCCUCCGCACCGACGACGCCCAGCUCGUCCAGCAGCAGUCCUCCUCCACGAACGCCUCGUCGACUCUCACGCCCGCCCGCCAGCGCCGCAACCAGAUCAAGGACAGUAUCACCUUCGGGGUCGCCGGUCUCGACUUGAGCGAGGACGACACGGACGUCUUUGGCUCGUCCGCCUCGACGCCGCGCCGCCAGCAGCAUCAGCAGCAGCAGCGUCCGCGCGCCCAGCAGUCCACGCCUGUCCUCUCAACCGGCUCGACGGGCUAUUCGACACCUGUCAAGGUCGCUCCCGAGGCUCGUUACGCCGGACCGACGUUCCACAACUCGCCUGCGCCGAGUUUGCUUCCUGUCCCGUCGUUCCUCUUGCGCCGCAAGGCCGAGGGCGUUGCGAACUAG
This is a messenger RNA of Rhodotorula toruloides NP11, 1302 nucleotides long. RefSeq lists its product as uncharacterized. NCBI's taxonomy places the organism in Eukaryota, Fungi, Basidiomycota, Microbotryomycetes, Sporidiobolales, Sporidiobolaceae. Bases 1 to 1302 code for a protein of 433 amino acids. The transcript has a single exon. The record is from RefSeq and is a predicted model, not a curated record.